CUGCCAUUUGCUUUAUUCUGUCAUUCUUUUGAUGUUAUUGAAUAAAUGUUUUUGUUUUAAUUAUUGCAGCCAGAUUUAUUGAUCAUUAUAGGUUGCUGGUGUUUUUCUUUAGGAUAUAUUAUUAUUUUCCACGGGAUUCUAAGUUAAAAUGUACCUUGAAUCAUAUAAAAUUCAGUUAUGAUGCAGAGGGACCAAAUUAAUUUUACUGCAAACUCUUAGUAAAAUUAUCUUUAUGAUAAAGUUGUAAAAUGAAUACAGUAUGUCUUAUUUGAGUGCUUCAGAAAAUGUUGGUUUCAGUGGUAUUCCACAAAAUAUAUCAGAUGCUAGCUGCGCAACGCAGUAUAAGAUGGCAGUUGAGGGUGUGGCGGGAAGCUGCAGCGGUGACGUAAAUAUGUACAUACAAGAUAGUUCUGGAGAUGAACAGUCAUACAUUACACAUCUCAAUGAUAAUUUCUUCCAUACCAAAUUUAAAAUUGAUCCCAACGAGUUAUAUACAUUUCAUGAUUCAGAUGUUAUUGCUAGUGAGAUAACAGUUAGCCACACUGAAGACGCUUUUGUAUUUUCUGAAAAUGUAGAUGCUAAGGGUAAAAUGUUGGAUAGUCCUAGUAAAGACAUAGAUCUUGUUGGAACACUGGCGAAUGGAGAAAUCAAAGAGGAAAUAAAGUUGGAAAUUCCUAAUGGUCAUUAUACAUCAUUAGCAAUGAGCUCCGAUUCACUGUCAAAUUCCAAUAGUACAGUAGUAGAUACAAAAAUACAGAAGAUCAAAAGUAAUUCUGCCAAAGAAGCAAAUGUUCCAGGUUCAGUAGCUGAAGUUCGCCGUGCAAAUGUUCCUAGCCCUAAAGGACAAAAUUCAACAGUUGCCUCUAUUCCUAGCAACAAGAGCAGUAUUAGUAAUUCUAAUUUGAACAGUGCAGUGACUCCAUCCACCUCAAAGUUGUCUGGAUCUGAAACAUUCCUGGAUGUUUUUAAGAGGGAGCAAGGGCUUGUUGAAAAUAUUGUUAUAAAAUCUGAACCUGCAGUUCAACCCUCAGUUAAAAUACCUUUUCCUACCCCCAAGAAACCUCAUACAGGUAAAGCCAGUUCUCACCCAAAAUCACGGAAAGGGCGAGGUCCAGCAGUCCAUGAAGCUUUGCAGCGGAUAUCAACAAAGCGUGCUAUACCAAUUCCAAUCAAGUCGUGGCAUGCUCCAGGAGAAGAACUCUUUGAUUGUGGGCCCUUAGCAGAUAGAAAGGGCUGUAGGCAAGUGGAGAGCAGCAGCAGUGAUGAUGAUGCCAUGCCAGAAUUCGAUUUAAGUAUGGGCCCAGUUUGCGUGGAAGAGACGGCGGCGGAGUCACGAGCGGCAAGACUGGCGUUGCGAAGAGCAGCACUCAGAAGGCAUGUACUGAUAGCAGGCACUGAAAUGCGUUUCACUGGACAUCAUAAAGAGCAGAGGUCACUAGCGACGUUGAUAAAGAAACAACUAAACAGUAGAGGAAGUGGGGGCAACCUGCCUCCACAGACCAUCAAUCAUUUAUUAGCAUUACGCGGUAUGCCCAUGCUGCUAUCAUCAAACGAAAGAAGACAACUCAGGGAGAAUGGUUGGUCCGGUGGUGAGAGUGGGUCGAUGUCUCAUACUUCAAGCGCUUGUUGCGCCGAGGAGCGUUGUUCGGAAGCCCCUCUACCUUGUGGCCAGUACUGCCUAUCGCACGUGACGUUAGCACCUGAGCAGCGGCUAUACGCAGCUUGCGCAGCGGUGUUCGCUGGAGGAGCGCGCUGCAAACAGCCGCUGUUACCGCUGCAAGAUCAGACGCCCCUCUGCCCGGAGCAUGCUUGGAAAAGGGACAAUUACGACAAGCUAGCUCGUGAUUGUCGGCCCAAGAAGACGGUCCGCAAGCGUAUAUGGGCGGCGCCGGCGCGCCCCCCGCGCAAGGCAAAGAGGCGGCGCCGCCCCCCAGUGCGACCCCCGCCCCCGGCGCCCCGCCCUCGCAGCCCCCACGCUAUAGCAGCGCAAACGCCCACCGCCGAACAAAGUCUUUCCGAGAUCAACGUGUGUUCAAAUUCAUCAGCAUAUGACAGUUCCGAAGAUGCCGCUAUGGGAGCGCUAAGUGAAAACGAGUACAUUACAGUGGCGAACUCCUCUCAUGAUUUGGAAGUGGAGGUGGAGCACGCGCCUCACGACGACAUACUCGAUCCGUCGGUACUCAGCCAAAUACCAGAUGAGGCGUUUACGGAGUUCUUCAAUCAAGCGGAAGGCGGCACCAAUUUCGCGGAGAGUUCAGAAUUGGCUGCCGCUUUAGAGGCGGUAUUGGACGAGCGCGUGCUCGACGAGCGGGUAAUGGAAGACAAUAUUACUGAUUCCGUCUUCUUACACACAGCGCAUGCGCAGCUCAAGACCAAGAUUCAAGUUCCAUCAUCGGUGUCCGUGGAAAUGUCAACAAGCGCGCCCUCAUAACAUAGUAGCGUUAUUCUUUAUACUGUAAGCUUAACAACUAUGUACUGUAAACUUUAGGAACAAAUUCGAUAGAUAUUCAUAGUCUCAAGAGUUGAAAAUAUUUUACUUCAUGCUUUAAGUUUUGUAUGUAAGGAAUAUGACAAUGGUAUGAUAUUUUUAAGUGGACUAUAUAAUAUUAGUUGGUAAUGAGUUAUCGCGUACGCUUGGUUCUCUGGCUUUCGAGAGGGUGAUAUGAUGAAUAAGCAACAUUCGUCGAAAACCUAUAUCUGGAUGUUGUUAUGCAAACUAUAACAAAGCAUAUUAUAACGAACUUUUUACUAAAUUAAUUAUUCACAUUACACUUAUUACAUUAUUUCAUGAUCAAACUUAAAAGCUUAUGUGACUUCACUAUCAUGUUUUGUCUUUUCAUUCAAAUAAUUCAAAAUCGGUAAAUAACUGAAAUUGGUCUUAGUAGUUUGUGUUUUUAUACUUUCGUGACAAUUUCUCACUUUCAGCGGUUUAGGUCUAGAUUGAAUAUUGUGGAGUUUAUGUUAGGUAAAAUGAAACAAAUAAUUAGACAAACAUAUAGCCUUACUAGCCUGGCCUAGCACGAACAACUAACGAGAAAGUAUUCGUAUCGCCAUCGUCAAAGUUUCUAGGGCCUGGGUUCCGAACCUGGGGGUAAUUACCCCUCUGGGGGUAAAUUAGCCAUACUUCGGGGGUAACAAAGAACCUAAUUAUUUGGUCAAAUCUAAAUAAUAAGAAAAUACUAUAUAAUAAUACAACUAAAUAGAGCAUGCUAGCGCCUUCUUGCUAGCGAGCCCGCGGGGUGCUGAGUGUGGGAAGCGGGGCGAGAUUUACUCCUGAUGAUGACAUUAUUAGAGACGAAGAUGUAGCUGCCAAAUUGGAAUUUCUUGGACUGAUGAUAACAUUUUAAAGUGGUGGUAAAAUCUGUUUUUUCCUAAUAGGUUAUAGGGGUAGCAGUAUUGGAAAGGUUAGGAAACACUGUUCUAGGGAAACUAAGCAGCGCCCCCUGCCGGACGUAAGCACAAACUAGCUCCUUCCAUAGAAACUUUGACGAUGGCAAUGGCAAUACAUUCUUGCUGGUUGUUCUUGCUUGGGGUACAGUUUAGACGUAAUAAAACUUAGUCUGACCAAAGUUGCAUAACAACAUCCAUUUGAUAUGGAAAGAUAUUAUGCUGUUUUAACGAAUCUGCCAAUUUGUUCCCAAACAUGAAUAAGGUUAAUGCGUAGCAAAGAUAAUAUAGUUUAAAAUUUGGAUAUGUGUCUGAGUUUUUGUUAAUUAGGCGGCAGAUUUUGAAAUUGGAAGUUAACGUGGCCAAGUCGCCCAUACACUGAAGUAAAUUGUUUACAGUAUAUUUUUAAUUUUACAAUGUAGCGAAAAAACUCGGAGACUGCAAAGUAUUUUUAUUGGGAUCUCAGAAAUAAAAUGCUUGAAAUAUGAAUAUUUUAUUACUCUUUAUUUUUUAUUUGAAACCAAAUAUAUACUUUAGUCUGUGCUCGAAGUCUUCGCCUUCGACGUAAUGUAGGCACCAAGGAAGUUAUAUACCUAACGGUAACAGGAAUGCUCACAGGUCUAAUAAAUUGGUCCGAAAGACAGUGAAUAUUUAGCCGGAAUUAUCCUUCUAAUGACAUUGGUGUUGCAAUAUCGUACUCGCGAAAAUACUACUGUAUCCAAUGAAACUUAAAUCUGAUAGAAAAUAGACCUAAAGCUGUUUUGUUUAGUUUUUUUUUUAAUUUUAUUAAUAGCAAGUAAGCAUUUCUGUUACGUCAGGUGUAAGAUUUCUUUGGUGGCACACAGUGUUUACAGAUCUAUCAACUUAUCUGUGCAAAAAAUAAUAUUAUAAAGUAUUUUUUUCUUCUCGAACGAAACUAUCCUUCUUCCAUAGAUAAGUUUGUAGGUGUGUCUUUUUAUUGGGCCUUCGUUGUCGUUGUCAUAGAGUAGAAAAUUGUUAUGAAGUAGAAUCGUGUUGUGUCGUUGGACGAGUGACUAAGUGCAUGUAAUUGUUGUUGGUAAAUUAAGCAGUGCGCGUGAUUUGAAAAUUUGUUCGCAAUCGUUUAAAGUAAUUCACGUUUAAAGUAUGUUUGUUUCUUGUUUGAAACAUCUUCAUAUACAAAACGACAGGUUCCUACAAGUGGAUCAUCCGAUCUUAAAAUAUCGAGAUUUGGCGGCUCGGGCAAUAAAUUAUUUUUCAUUAUUUAUUUCACGUCACAAAUGGUUUGUCACAUUGGUCGAUUUACCGAUCUCAUUUAAUUUAUUUAACAGAUAUCAGUUAAACUUUGUACAGUUUAGUAUUAUUGAUACAUUGAAGUACCUCUUAAAAUCAUUAUUAGGACAUUUCGCAAUGCUACUGUGUCAAAUUAAUUUACAGGCCACAAACAAAUCAACAGCCACAAGAAUAUUAAAAGUAUAAAACGAUCUUCUAAAUAUUAAAAUUGCACUGCCUGUCUUUCAGUGUACAGUCGCCAUCAGAAGUAUUGUAUAGAAGGUUUAUAUAUCACACAGUUACCUAAAAUAUCUUAUAUUUUCUAGCAUUCAAAAAUAUAUACAUUAAAACUGUGAAAUUAUUUCAUGUUACAUAUAAUUACCUAAUGACAAUACUUAAAGAUUUUCUGUUUAAUGACCGCUCUCAGAGAGUAUGUUCGUUUGUUUGUAGCAAUAUCAAAAUCUGUCGGCGACAGUACACAUUGCGCACUGCUAUACGGAAUGAAGUAAUCAGUAUACAAUGAAUGGUCUCUGAAAUGUUUUAACUGUAUUUUCAUACACGACACUGUCAGUGGCAAGUUUAAUGUACAGUGACAUAGCAUACAUCUGUAAUACACAUACAAGGUAGUAUUUUAUAUUUUUGUAAACAUGUCAAAUAUAAUAUAAAGCAUUUACAUUUUAAUGGUGACCGUUGUAUAUAUACCGACCGAAGACGCGUUUUGUUAUGAUCUCGAUUGUAAAUUGCCGGUGUAUGAUUUUUGAGAAGUUUUGCGUAAAGAAUACUUGAUAUCAUAUUAAUUGUAUUGGCAUAGAGUUCGAGAUCAUUAGUUUAUUUUGAAGAUUUGCAUAUUGUCGAUAGUGUAAUUGAGCAAUAACUAGCUUGUAUAAUUAUAUUUAUUGUGUAUAUUUCAUUGCUAUUUACGGUGAAAUGUAAAGGUGUACAAGUUGUUGAGUGUAGGUACUUAUCAGACAUGAUUUUAUUAUAAUUAACUUUCUGUACCGCUAGCACGAACCAAUAUCGAAUUCGUAUCGUUUGCGAGUCCGAAAUGUCAUUGUCAAAUGUGUACUGAUUAUUAGUUCUCGUUACGUACUUUGUGCCGCUGCUGUUCAAGUUUCUAUACAAAAUUUGACAUUGACAUUUCGGUUUGCAAACUAUUGGAAUUCGAUAAUGGUUCGUGCUAGGGGUGGUGUGUCGUAAUAUUAUUUCAAUAUCGUUAGAAAAAUACAAAAAAUCAGGGACGGAGCCAUAUUCUUAGUUUUUAUACCUACACCCCCUUUUAAUAAACCAAGUCUAAGCUUGGAUUAGUUACUCUAUGUUUUUCCUUUGUUCAUUGAAUGACAAAUGGCACUUGAGUGAUAUGAACAAAACAUGGCGUAACUAGUCUAAGCUAAUUCCUCGUUUAUUAAUAACGGGAGACAAUGCUUACACACAUUGUAGGCACAAAAACUCGUGUAUCAAGUUUCUCUUAUUAUUAAUUCGUUGCGUGAUAAUCUUUUGCCGUGCCUAUGCCCAGCCGACAGUGGGCACCGAUCCACAUAUCGAAUAAAAUGAAUGAUAACGGUCUUGGAAUACAAUUUUAUUGACAACUAGCGGCCGCCCGCGUCUUCGUACGCGUGGAGUUAGUUAUUUAGUACCAUCAAUGAAGGCAAAAAACAGCUACAACCUCCGAUUUCGUUGAACUUCCAUCGAUUUUGAUGAAAAUUGGUGAGUAGGUGGGGGAUACCUUAGGAAACAAAAGUGACAUAGUCCCAACUUGCGCUUUUGCUCUGGGGUAGAUGCCACCUUUUCUCGGGGGUGAUAAUUAUUUUAAUAAAAAUAACUCCAGGAAUCGAUAGAGACAAAUUAUAAGCAAAAUUUGUUCUAUAAAGUUUUUGAAAUAAAUCGACACUUUCUGAGUUAUUAGAGAUCAAAGAUUGUGAUUUUUCGUGAUAAAAAAAACAUGUUUUAAAGCGGUUUUUCAUAAAUAACUCAAAAACUACUUUUUCUAAUAUUAAUUCAAAGUGAGCUAUAGGUGUUACGUAUAUAUUUUUUUCAGCGAGUAUUAAAUCUAACUAUUCUAACCUUUUCUCAACUUUUUCAUUUAUCAACCGCAAUAUCUUAUUUAUAACAAUGGCUAAUGCGUUUAGUCAUAGAAGUUAGUGAUUUGAAAAAAUAAUUAAAGUGCUACAAAAACUACACCUUUAUUGUAUAACAUCUGUCUUGAAUUAAUUGUCGAUUCAGCGGCCCAAGUACUAAUUUUGAUAGCUCCGUAAUCCUAUCGCAUAGUCAAAAUUUCCAUGAAAACUAAGCAGCGCCCUUAGCGGACGUAAAAACAAAUUGGGUCCUUCAAUAAAAAAAAAUGAUGAUGAUGAAGAUACGUUAACGGAGCUGUCAAAAUUCGUGUUCGGGCCUCUGGUAUGGUAGUCGCCUAAUAUGAUGUCAAAUAUUCAUUAGAUCACACCCAGCGAUUUGUAUGCCGCUACGUCUAAGUACAGCUUGUUACACAUAUAUCUAUAUUUCAGAACAAUAAUAAUCUUAUUAGCUUAAUCAUAAGUCAGAAAUUAAUAAACCCUCAUAAUUUUAUUUCCAUGGGAUAGUUUCUCAUCGUUGCCGCCUUGUAUCAGUUAAAAAAUUGAAUUGAACACCUAAUUGAAAGUGAAUUAUUUUAUGGUAAAACAUGUUAAUAAAACACUUUUUGAACCGGUAUAAGGGCGAAUUAUCAUUUUUUUAAAUUAGGUAUACACACCGGCAAAUUAAUUUAGCAUCGAGCAAAGACAAGGAAGCCUGCGCAGUAGCAAUUUCACAUACAAAGCCGUCUUCGGCGCAAGUUUACUUGUCUGUGGUUUUGCUCAAGAGAUUCACCGCUACCUAUAUUUUAAAAGUCAGUGACGUUUAAGAUUCUCAACAGACUCUAUGAUAGCAAGACAAA
This is a messenger RNA of Chilo suppressalis (striped riceborer), 7546 nucleotides long. Lineage: Eukaryota; Metazoa; Arthropoda; Insecta; Lepidoptera; Crambidae. The record is from the annotation of a GenBank genome assembly.